This is a messenger RNA of Nelumbo nucifera (sacred lotus), 3963 nucleotides long. RefSeq names its product Pentatricopeptide repeat (PPR-like) superfamily protein. The record is from RefSeq and is a predicted model, not a curated record. Lineage: Eukaryota; Viridiplantae; Streptophyta; Magnoliopsida; Proteales; Nelumbonaceae. Gene Ontology annotation, molecular function: protein binding.
GUAUGCUCCCAAGUUUGCGUCUUCGAAACUUAUUCGGGGCAAUGUUUUUAAUUAGUUGUUGACCCAAUUGGUUUGAUCAAUAGACCUGUCACUCCACCGUGAUUUUGGGUUCAUUUAGCCCCUAAACCAUUUGCUUAGCAAAGAUUUUGACGAGAAAAGAAAAAUAUUGAUUGAAUCAACAACACAGGCAUCUGAUCAAGCCGUCAGACCUUCCAUGCGAAUCAGGUUGAUUAUGAUUAAUAUGGUUGUUUUUGCAGGGCUAUUCAAAACCGUUCCAAACAUCUCCAAGCAGCUCAGCUGGACUCGAAUUCAUCCCUCCAUGACUCCAAUCCAUCUUCCUCUCUUUCGAUCUCUCCCGUGCUUUACUUUUGAAAUUGCUAUUCGAGCUAAUUAGAGUUCCAAGGACCCUGAACUUGAAGGAGGAAGGUAGAAUUACUGAACUAGUAUUCAGCCAGUUUGGUGGCAGAAGAGGGCACGAAUAUGUCACAGAUCCACCAAGCUUUCAAUCUUAUACAGAAAAUGGUGAAAAGCCCACCACUCAAAGCUUUCUCAAUCUUCAACGAAUCAAUCCUGCAAGGUUUCCAACACACCAAUGAGUCCACGUCCGCUAUCCUCCACCUCCUCCUUUCCUCAAACAUGUUAGCACAAGCUCAGUCCGUUCUUCUACGGUUUCUCUCAGGCAAGCUUUACUCUUCUUCCUUCACUUCCUCAUCUCUCCCAUCUCUACUCCACCAUUUUACGCAAACCCAUUCGGGUCCAAAUUCACUUCUUAUUCUUUUAUAUGAAGCAAUCAUCGGUGCUCUUAUCCAAUCUCAAAUGCUUCAAGAAUCCCUCUUUUAUUUCACUGAAAUGCUUAACCGUGGCCUGGUACCCAGUCCAAGCACUUUCAAUAACCUAUUGACUCAUCUUCUCAAGUUGGAUUCUUUCGAAAAUGCUUGUUGCGUUUUCAAUGAAACACAGGGUAGAACUCAAUUAGAUAUUUACAGUUAUGGAAUAAUGAUUAAGGGUUGCUGUCAGGUUGGUGAUUUGAGUAAGGGGUUUGAGCUUUUAUCUCAAUUGGAAAAGAUGGGCUGGUCCGCAAAUGUAGUCAUUUAUACUACUUUGAUUGAUGGGUGUUGCAAGAACGGCGACAUUGAUCAGGCAAGGAAGUUAUUUUCUAAGAUGGAGAAGCUGGGUUUGGUUGCCAAUGAGUUCACUUAUACAACCAUGAUUAACGGGUGUUUCAGAAAAGGCUUUAACAAGGAAGGGUUUGAGCUCUAUGAAGAGAUGAAACUUAAGGGGACUCUUCCUAAUAUUUAUACUUACAAUUCGGUGAUUAGUGGGUAUUGUAAGGAUGGUAAUCUGAAAAAAGCAUUUGAAUUAUUUGAUGAAAUGCAUGAGAGAGGUGUUGCUUGUAAUGUUGUCACUUAUAACACACUAAUUAGUGGAUUAUGUCGAGUACGGAAACCCGUGGAAGCUGAGAAGUUGGUAAGUCGGAUGAAGGAGGCUGGAUUGAGUCCAAAUUCAAUCACAUACAACACUCUAAUUGAUGGGUUUUGCAAAGCUAGAAAGUUGGACAAGGCAUCGAUAUUGUUUGAUAAGAUGAGGUCAACUGGCCAAUCUCCAUCUUUGGUUACUUAUAAUGUUUUAAUUGCAGGUUUUUCUAGAAUUGGAAAUUUUGAAACAGCUGCCUUUCUUGCUAGAGAAAUGGAGGAGAGGGAUAUAUUUCCUUCAAAAGUAACAUAUAGUAUUCUCAUUGAUGCUUUGAUCAAAUCAGACAACAUGGAGAAAGCCCUUGAAAUGUUUUCCUCUAUGGAGAAGGCUGGCUUGAUGGCAGAUGCUUAUAUUUAUGGCAUCCUGAUAAAUGGGUUCUGUGUCAAAGGUAACAUGAAGGAUGCAUCCAAGCUGUUUAGAUCAAUGAGUGAAGUGCAUUUGAAGCCUAAUGAUAUAAUCUACAAUAUAAUGAUUUAUGGUUACUGCAAAGAAGGCAAUUCUUAUAGAGCGCUGAGGUUGCUAGAAAAAAUGCACGAUAAUGGAAUGCUCCCAAACAUGGCUAGCUAUAGUCUGACCAUUGGUAUCCUUUGUAAGGAUGGAAAAUGGCAAGAAGCUGAGGUUUUGCUCAAUGAGAUGGUAGGAUUGGGAUUGAGUCCUUGUGAUUCACUUUACAGUUCUAUAGCUAAGGCAAAACUUGAAAACAGUUAAGACUCUUAGAGAUGAAUUUGAAGUAUUAUAUUGCAAAGUUAGAUAGAUAAAAGGGUCAGGAGAACAUGCUAAGUGUUUUUGAGGCUCAAUCAGAAGUCGAGGGUUUCUUGGAAGGCUUCUAUCUUGUAUAGUGUAAUCAGUAUUAUCAAUGAAGUAUAAAUACUUUAUCUUGGAUCCUCUGUUUUUGUGCUUUGAUCAGGAACUGAAAUAAAUAAUCAGAUUGUUGUACAUAGGGGUGUGAAUUCCCAAACCAACUGGAUCAAAUCCCUCCAAAAAGCAAACAUCUUUUUAUGGGUUCAGUAACAGGCUCACAGUUACCCAAUGGGUACUUUGUUUAUUGAAUUGUAACUCAUCAUUCUCUCUCACUGCAAUCUCCAUCAUCUCUUUGAUCUCUUCCCCUGCAACUUAAUGGGACUCUGUCAUGAAUAGUUCAAAUUAAUUGUGGAAAGUGCAGCUAGUUGGGUGUUAUUACCAGGACCUCAGCACCAGAUUGGGUAUUAUUUAUCCCUAGUUCAUUGUACUGGUUUUGCCACAGAAAUACCCUUCGAUUUGAUGUUGACAAAUAUUGACUAAACAGGAUGACCUUCAUCUUUAUAUUUCAUAGAAGUUAUACAAGAUCUGAACUUUAUGUUUGUUUGCCCUAAUUUCUUGCUUAUGUUUUGGAAGAUGGAAGAUAGAUUUUGAUUUGAAAGUUAUCGAAUUAGAGGAAAAUUUGUUCUUUCUGUAACUUAGUUGAUCCAUUUAGAAGAACUUUUCAUUUUUGCUAAAGAUAAUGGAUGACUUAGAUGGUUUUCUUUGUUUCGAUUUUCCAAAUUGAAGAUCUUUAUAUUUUACCGGUGAAAUAACAGAAAUUAAAAUUGACAAAGAAAAGAGCAUUAUUUUAAUCCAAUUUGUCUGCAGAAAUGCAUAAAAAAGUUAAUAGAUAAAACAAAUUUUGUAUAAUUGGCUGUCAAAAAAACUUGUGUAAUUAUAUUUAUAACCAUUACGAUGGGCACGUCUGGAAGGAAAAUCUGCACCAACAACUACAUUUCAUUGAAAACUGCACCAGCAAUUAUAUAUCCCACUUUUUUGGGUUCACCAAGUUGGAUUCACAGAUAUGUUUUAGAUUUCUAUUCCUGUAUCUGUGUUCUUAUGGGGGUUCUGCUUAACUUCUGUUCUUUUUAAGUGGAAUUUCAGCUUCUUCGGAGUUAAACUGUUAUAUUGUUCCUGAAUUCUGAAGAGUAGUUUUUGUUUUUAGUAUCUUGGGCUGAUAAAGUGACAAGUGCGUGAACAGGUUUGAGUCUGAGAGUGACCUCUUCAUGCAAGGAAAUGCCAAAUAUUUUGUAUCCACCAUUGAUGGCCAGGACCGACAUUGGGUAAAACCAUUUUAUCUGAAUAGGCAUUGGGUAAAUGUGUUCAACAUAUUUCUGAUGAUCUCAAGUAGAGGAAAAUGUUCAAAAAAAAAAAACUAUUGGCAAGCACAAUUUUCGUUGAUUCACUUGCUGCUAUUUCAUUUUUCGUUUUCUUAUUGUAAUAUUCCGCAGGUGGAAGCUGGAGAACAAUCUUACGCCCCGUUUGGUUCACGGGAAUAAGGGUCUUGAAUCGGACCCAUUCUGAUUUCAACUGUUUGGUUGGGCGGAAUUGGAAUUUUAUUCCCAUUCCUGCUGCAAUGACAUUCCCCAUUUUAGUUGAGGAAACGGCCAUUCCCUGCCCCUCUCUUAAGAAUCAAAUUCCAUAUUUCUGUUGAUUUUAAUUCCCAUUUUCAUUUUGAUUCCAAUUCCAAUUGACUGUGAUUCACACUCU